Molecule: messenger RNA, 1314 nt
Organism: Diospyros lotus (date-plum)
Lineage: Eukaryota; Viridiplantae; Streptophyta; Magnoliopsida; Ericales; Ebenaceae
Exons: 1
Coding region: 1-1314 (437 amino acids)
Biological process (GO): DNA integration
Molecular function (GO): RNA-DNA hybrid ribonuclease activity; nucleic acid binding
Source: RefSeq, a predicted model, not a curated record
AUGGAAGCAAGAAAACUGAGACCCUACUUUCAAGCCCACGCUGUAACAGUAUUGACAGAUCAACCGUUAAGACAGAUUCUACAGAGGCCAGAGUGUUCAGGAAGACUGACUAAGUGGGUAGUUGAGCUCAGCAAAUACGAUAUUAGCCUCGAGCCUAGGAAGGCAAUAAAAGGGCAAGCGUUGGCAGACUUCAUAGUGGAGUGCACUCACUCACCUGCGAUAGAAAAAGCUUGCUCGGAAGCAUGGAUGUUGUUUGUGGACGGGGCAUCUAACGCGAAAGGAAGCAAGGCGGGGGUUGUAUUAAUCUCCCCCGAAAAAGAGAUGUUAGAGUACUCCCUACACUUCAUCUUCCCUAGCUCGAACAGUAUAGCGGAAUAUGAAGCAUUGUUAGCUGGAAUGAAGUUGGCAGAAAAAUUGGAGGUGAAAAACUUGACGGCCCAUAGCGACUCGCAAUUAGUGGUACAACAGUUCCAAGGCACUUUUGAAGUAAGGGAACCACUAUUGGCCCGUUAUUUACAGAAGGUGAAGGAACUCGCUCCUAGAUUCGAACGCUUUGAACUCAUACAAAUCAAUAGGUCUCUUAACCACCACGCUGACGCACUGUCCAAACUGGCCUCCGCUCGAGACACCUCCGGACGAUUGAUUCACAUGGAGGUCCUACAACGACCGAGUGUGGAAACAAGUGAAGAAGGUGUUCAUUGCGUUGAUAUAGUUGACGAUUGGAGAACACCGAUACUGAAAUAUCUGCUUAACCAGGAGCUUCCAGCGGCGCCCUCGGAAGCAAGAAAGUUGAAGACCAAGAAAGCCCGCUUUACAGUCAUCGGCCAAGAGCUGUAUAAGAGAGAGUAUUCAGUACCUUUACUCAAGUGCUUGGGGACACGGGAGGCAGAUCAGGCCCUGGAAGAAGUUCACGAGGGAGACUGCAGUGAGCAUCUCGGUGCCAGAGUGUUGGCUGGGAAAGUCCUACGAGCAGGUUUCUUUUGGCCCACCCUAAAACAAGACGCAGCCCAGAAAGUGCAGACAUGUGAUAAAUGCCAAAAGCACGGCCCUCUAACAUUACGACCCCCGUCAUCUAUCCAACCGAUAUUUCAGCCGUUGCCGUUUGCACAAUGGGGGCUAGACAUCUUGGGCCCGUUCCCUAUGGCGUCAGCACAAAGGAAAUUCUUGUUGGUGGCCACGGAUUACUUCACAAAGUGGGUUGAAGCUGAACCGUUAGCAACAAUAACUGAGAAAAAGGUAGAGGGGGUGAUAUGGAAGGACAUAAUUUGCCGCUUCGGAAUACCCCGUAUUCUCAACACGGAUCAUGGAACGUAG